Molecule: messenger RNA, 966 nt
Organism: Eruca vesicaria subsp. sativa (arugula)
Lineage: Eukaryota; Viridiplantae; Streptophyta; Magnoliopsida; Brassicales; Brassicaceae
Source: the annotation of a GenBank genome assembly
AUGACAGAGAUACUGCCAAUGAUUUUCCUCCUUGCUUCACAUUUAUUUGUCUCCGGAGUGUUGUCGGUGAGUAUCCUUACCAUAGAGAACAAAUGCGACCACACAGUUUGGCCAGUGAUCUACUCAUGGACGUCCUCCCAAGUGAACUCCACCGGUUUCGCUCUAAAGAAAGGAGAGGCACAUGACAUACGUGCGCCAUUUGGGUGGUAUGGUCUUAUCUCCGGGAGGACGCUCUGCUCCACCGACACGUCCACAAGGAACUUCUCUUGUGCCACGAGAGACUGCGAAUCCGGAAAAGUUGAAUGUCCUGGCGAUGAUUACAGUUGGUCUUCGGUGACUUACGUCUCCUUUAGACUCGAUAAAGACGGUUUCGACAGCUACGCAAUUAGUGUCGAAUACGGUUAUAAACUUCCGAUCAUGGUGGUCCCGUCGUUGAAGAGAAAUUCUCAGGGGAAGUUAAAAACAAUACUCGGAGUCUCAACAGCUUUACUUGUAAUGGUCGUUAUUGUGGCGAUUGCGCUAACUGUGAAAGCAAAGGAUGUGAGCACAAAGAGCCAUGAAAAUGACGCCAAAAUUGAAGCUGCUGUAAUGUUGAAACGCUAUAGUUGUGGAAGUCUCAAGAAGAUGACAAACUCAUUUGCUCAUGUUCUCGGGAAAGGAGGAUCAGGAACUGUGUAUAAAGGAAAAUUACCUGACGCAAGCGGCGGCCGAAAUAUUGCACUUAAGAUCUUGGAGGAAUCAAAAGGGGAUGGAGAAGAGUUUAUCAAUGAAUUAGCCAGCAUGAGUAGAGCAUCUCAUGUUAAUAUCGUUUCCCUGCUUGGAUUUUGCAAUGAAGGGAGCAACAGAGCUAUCAUUUAUGACUUCAUGCCGAAUGGGUCACUUGACAGGUUCAUUUCCAAAACUAUGUCAACAAAACUGGACUGGAAAGUUUUAUACAACAUUGCCGUCAGUGUUGCUCAUGGAUAA